AUUUUUCAUUUAUUACACCACCAAAUAUUCGACCAACGCACCCUGCCCCAUUCUCGCUGAAUCAUUUGGUAUUUACUCUGCCACUGACACUCCCCCUCCCCUCCCCUCCCCUCCCCGUGAAAAAGCUUGACCAUCUUCUCUCGCAAGUUGCAAACACAAGCAUGUCCCACCCAUCGCCCAUCAUCACUAACCGGUCACCGCCCUCCGCCCCAUCUCCGCCUUCGUCCGCCACCGCCGCGUACCACUGAGCCGAUCCCCAUGGCGUCCCAAGACUCCCAACCAUUCCACUGGCGCUACAACGAGUUCGACGACCGCAACUUCCAAAUCCGGGGCCGAACUCUGUUCCUCGUCGUCAUCUUCUUCUCUGUCAUCCUCCUCGUUAUGCUCCUCUUCCUCUACGCCCGGAAGGUCUGCCGCUUCCGGCGCCUCCCCGCCGGCGGUGGGGUUUCCGUCCCGCCGCUCCCGGUGCGCGGACUCGAUCCCGCCGCCAUCGAUGGUUUGCCGAUAAUUUUGCACGGAUCGUCUCCAACCAAGCCCGCACGGACGGGGGAAAUUGCUGAGUGCUGUAUAUGUCUCAGUACGUAUCAGGACGGCGACAAAGUUAAGGUUUUGCCCGAAUGUUGCCACUCCUACCAUUGCGAGUGCGUCGACAGGUGGCUCAAGACCCAGCCGAGUUGCCCGCUCUGCCGAUCUUCGCUCCGAGCCGCCGAGCCUCCCGAUUCGGCCGUUCCCCGAACCCCAGCAGAAUUGUCCAGCUCAUAAGCAGCAGCUAGCGACCCUAGCGCGAUAUAUUUUGAAUUUUCUGGGAUUAAUUUAUUCCGAGUGCUGUCUAUUUUGUGUGUAUGAGUUCUGUAAAUUCCCGUAAAGAAAAAGAAUCGAGCCAAUUUGUUAUUGCUUGAAUUUUAUAAGAACUUUUUGUUUUUGUUA
This is a messenger RNA of Malania oleifera, 927 nucleotides long. Its product is annotated as RING-H2 finger protein ATL66. Lineage: Eukaryota; Viridiplantae; Streptophyta; Magnoliopsida; Santalales; Ximeniaceae. The coding region runs from base 259 to 762 and encodes 167 amino acids. The record is from RefSeq and is a predicted model, not a curated record. The transcript has a single exon.